AUGGCGGAGACGCUUCGGCGAAUGCUGAGCGCGAGCAGCGCGGCCGGGCCUGGGGAAGAGAGCGCGGCUGAGUCUGGGUCACCUUUGCUGCUGCUUGGCGGCCCACGCUCCGGAAAGACAGCAUUGCUGUUCGCGGCUGCCUUGGAGGUGGCAGGGGAAGGUCGAGGCCCCAUCUUCUUCCUGGCCCGGAGGCCUCUGCAAAGCCUACCCCUUCGGACCCGAGCGGCAUUCGAUCCCCUGCGGCUCCAGAAGAUCCGCUUCCAGUACCCAUCUUCAACCCGUGAGCUUUUCCGGCUCCUGUGCUCUGCCCAUGAGGCCCAGGGGCCAGCCCCCGCCCUCCUGCUGCUUGACUGCUUGGAGGAGUACCUGUCAGAACACCAGGGGCCCCAUGAAGCUGCCCGCCUGGUUGCCCUCCUUCUGGACACUGCUGCCCACUUCAGCCACCGGGCUGGGCCUGGUGGGAGCUGUGGGCUCAUGGUAGCCCUCCAGACCCAGAAGGACAGUGGGGACACAGCGCAGCUGGCACUCCUCCAGCGGUAUUUCCCUGCCUGCUGCUGGCUGCAGCCAGGAGCACCAGGUCCAAGACAGCACUGCCUUCGAGCCUGCCUGGAGUCAGGUGGGCAGGGCCCCAGGACAGAGUGGUUAGUGGCUUUCCAACCACAUGGAGAGAUGACAGUUACCCCAUUGUCCCCUGAGGUGGGUGAUCCCAGCUCAGACAAGGGUACAAGUUCUAGAAGCCAGCCAAACUUUGGUGUCUGA
Messenger RNA from Orycteropus afer afer, 759 nucleotides. RefSeq names its product SWIM-type zinc finger 7 associated protein 1 (gene SWSAP1). Lineage: Eukaryota; Metazoa; Chordata; Mammalia; Tubulidentata; Orycteropodidae. The record is from RefSeq and is a predicted model, not a curated record. The coding region runs from base 1 to 759 and encodes 252 amino acids. The transcript is spliced from 2 exons. Gene Ontology annotation, cellular component: Shu complex. Gene Ontology annotation, biological process: double-strand break repair via homologous recombination. Gene Ontology annotation, molecular function: single-stranded DNA binding.